GUAGUAAUUAAAGGACAGAGAAAAAGUAUGAUGAUUAAAUUGAGGAGUGUGAGGCGCGCUAUCAUAGUAUCACUAAUACUACACUUUUGAUAAUGAUUAUCAAAGAAAUUUCAUCAGAAGAUCAACUUCAUCACUCUUCUCCUGCUUCGAUGUUUAGGGGGAUCAAGAUUUUGCCGGAAAAUUCCGUCGUCUUCGAAAGUCAGUGUGAUAUGACCACUUUGAAUUUGGAUUUUCAUGGAUCUCAAGACAUAGUCUUCUCCCUUAGUGUUUCGAGGGGUGUUCAUCUUGCUGGAUAUCUCUACGAUGAUAUUCCUUCACCUACUAAUUUUGUUUCCCUUCCUAUUGUGGAUAAUGGAGGAAGUGGCAUCCAGCAAAAAGAAUCUAUGCUAAGUAUCAAGAUUCCUGGUCUUGGUAAAAUCCACUACUUUUAUAAAUUGUUAUGUGAUAAUAAUAUAACUAAGAAUAUGUAAAAAUUUAAUGUUUUGUAGUAAUAUUGCUGCAUUAUCAUUUAAGAAAUAUUAAAGGUUGAUUGUAUAAUAUUCUAUUCUAUUUAGCUAAAGACUGUAAAGA
Molecule: messenger RNA, 570 nt
Organism: Chenopodium quinoa (quinoa)
Lineage: Eukaryota; Viridiplantae; Streptophyta; Magnoliopsida; Caryophyllales; Amaranthaceae
Exons: 5
Coding region: 93-470 (125 amino acids)
Source: RefSeq, a predicted model, not a curated record